AUGGCAAAAACAAAUGAAACACAAGUUAAUAACUUUAUUCUUUUGGGGUUGUCAGAUCAUCUACAGUCAUCACUUUUUGUAUUUUUUUUCUUUAUUUAUGUGUUUACAUUGAUGGGGAACAUUCUAAUUAUUUUUACUGUGACAUGGGCACCUCAGCUACAUUCCCCCAUGUAUUUUUUUUUGAGAAACUUGUCCCUCACAGAAAUCUUCUAUAUCUCUGUGACAGUACCACGUAUGCUCAGAGACUUUUUACAUCAAGAUAAACAUAUUUCUUUCUUUGGGUGUGCUGGGCAACUUUAUUUCUUUUGUUUUCUUGGUACCACAGAAUGCUUCCUUCUUGCUUUCAUGGCAUAUGACCGAUAUGCGGCCAUUUGCCAUCCUCUCCACUAUGUGACAAAAAUGAGUAAAACAAAGUGCCUAAUGUUUUCAUUGGGAUCAUGGAUGGCUGGAAUGAUUUUAUCUUUGGGUCAAAUUUCCUUUGUUUUCAGUUUACCAUUUUGUAAAUCCAAUAUUAUUGACCACUUUUUCUGUGAUAUUCUUCCAGUAGUAAAACUGGCCUGUUCUGACACAUUUGCUAAUGAACUCGCUAUUCUGAUAUAUAGCUCAUUUGUCAUUCCUUUCCCUUUUCUUCUCAUUGUGGUUUCCUAUGUCCGUAUUCUUAUUUCUGUAAUGAGAAUACGUUCUGCAGCUGGGCGCACAAAAACAUUCUCCACCUGCGGCUCUCAUCUUACAUCUGUCAGCUUGUUCUAUGGAACAGCCACUAUAACAUAUCUAAGGACAAAAUCUAAUGACACACCUAGAUGGUCAAAAGUGUUUUCACUUCUUUACAUUGUGUUCAUACCAAUGCUCAAUCCCUUGAUAUAUAGCUUAAGGAAUAAGGAGAUGAAAAAAGCCAUGAAGAUGCUUUUACACAAAUAA
Messenger RNA from Bombina bombina (fire-bellied toad), 918 nucleotides. RefSeq names its product olfactory receptor 10A7-like. Gene Ontology annotation, molecular function: olfactory receptor activity; G protein-coupled receptor activity. NCBI's taxonomy places the organism in Eukaryota, Metazoa, Chordata, Amphibia, Anura, Bombinatoridae. The record is from RefSeq and is a predicted model, not a curated record. The coding region runs from base 1 to 918 and encodes 305 amino acids. Gene Ontology annotation, biological process: G protein-coupled receptor signaling pathway. Gene Ontology annotation, cellular component: membrane. The transcript has a single exon.